Molecule: messenger RNA, 695 nt
Organism: Drosophila busckii
Lineage: Eukaryota; Metazoa; Arthropoda; Insecta; Diptera; Drosophilidae
Product: 60S ribosome subunit biogenesis protein NIP7 homolog
Exons: 2
Coding region: 90-632 (180 amino acids)
Biological process (GO): ribosome assembly; ribosomal large subunit biogenesis
Cellular component (GO): nucleus; nucleolus; preribosome, large subunit precursor
Molecular function (GO): RNA binding
Source: RefSeq, a predicted model, not a curated record
UCGACAGUGUGCCUCUGAAUUGUGGAGGCAGGUAUAUUGCACGUUUUUUUUUUUAGUUUGUACCGCGUUUAUUCAGCAGCAAUAGUUAAAUGAAACGAUUAUCUGAGGAACGUACCAAAAUUCUCUUUGAGAAGCUGGCCAAAUACAUCGGUACAAAUGUGCAACAGUUGAUUGACAGACCUGAUGGAACAUAUUGCUUUCGAGAGCAUCGGGAUAGGAUUUAUUAUGUUUCUGAGCGCAUAUUAAAGCUGAGCGAGUGCUUUGGUUACAAGCAACUUGUCUGUGUGGGCACAUGCUUUGGCAAGUUCUCUAAGACCGACAAACUUAAGUUCCACAUUACGGCGCUUUACUACUUAGCACCCUAUGCCCAAUACAAGGUUUGGGUGAAGCCGUCCUUUGAACAACAGUAUCUGUAUGGUAAUCACAUACCGAAGUCUGGAUUGGGUCGUAUCACGGAGAAUGCAGGGCAAUAUCAGGGCGUUGUGGUAUUCUCCAUGAAUGAUUUGGCGUUAGGCUUUGGUGUGCUCGCACGUUCCACGACAGAGUGCAAGUCGGCGGAUCCUCUAAGCACAGUUUGCUUUCACCAGUCUGACAUUGGAGAGUAUAUUCGCGCAGAGGAUACGCUAUUUUAGUUUUUAUAUAUACAUAUUUUGUAGCUUUUAUUCAUUUAUAAAUAAGGCAUUAAUAAUAAAAGC